Symbiodinium natans is the source of this 1266-nucleotide messenger RNA. The record is from the annotation of a GenBank genome assembly. Lineage: Eukaryota; Dinophyceae; Suessiales; Symbiodiniaceae.
AUGCCCCUUCCCGAGCCGACCCCCCUGCCAGAGCCAACCCCUGUGUGUGAAGCCGCUGAUGAAGCUUUGGGGGAGGGGGGUGAUGUGGAUCAGGGCUCGAAGAAGCCCAAGGUGUCGAAGAAGAAGAAGUCGAGAAAGGCUGGAAAAAAGGGAAAGGCCAAGAAGGGAGGGUUGCCAAAACUCAGGAAGCUCGAGGCCAAGGAGGACCUGGAGGCUGAGAGUGGGGAGGAAAAUCAGGAGGAUGAUGAGGUUCCGAAGGCCGACGAAACUAUCAGGGGCACGGAGGAAUACAACAGGGAGAUUCAACAGUUGAUCGAUGAAAUCGAUGACCAGGUCGCUGGUGAUAAAGGACAUGAAAACGCUGUGGAAGGGGAGGGUACGCCGCUUGAGACGACCGAGGCCCCCAAACGCAGGCACUCCAAGAAGCGACCUGCGAGCCCGUUGCCAGUGGGUGGUGAUGAGGGCAUGAAUGAACAGGUUUGGGACCAGGAUGCCCAGCCCAGUUUCGAGGAGUCUUGCAUGGACCUGGAGGUAGCCGAGAAGCAGAUCGAAGCCACCAACCCCAACCCGGAUCUUGCAGACACUGUGGUGAAUGGUCCCGAAAGCUCUGUCUCCCAGCUGAUGGAAUCGUUGGGGGCCUCUGCCUCUCAAGUCAGCAGCAACACUGACUUCGCUUCGUUGCUGUUGAUAGUUGGCAACUUGCAAAAGCAGUUAGCUGCUGCAAAGUCUAGACAAGAAGCCACAGCAGCGUUGCCUCCGCCUGCAGAGCCAGUGUUGCCCCCGCCCGUGCCCAGCCAGGAGGAAGCUCCUUGUGCUGACGAGGAGCUGGAUGAAGAAGUAGCCUUGGAUUCAGAGCAGGAGGAGAUGGCCGAUUGUGAAGCGACUGAGGAAGUGGAGUCUGAAGCAAAGAGUGCUUCUGAGGCUAAGUCAAAGCAAAAGGCCCCUGUGAAACCUGUGGCCACCCCUGUGAGGAAUGCAGAUUUGAUGGAGAGGCUACACGCUGUUAGGGGGCCUGCUGGGACGAACCCCUCCCUACCCAGUAGCAGCUCGAAAGCUCCCUCCCAGUCCGUUGCUGCAAGCGCAGCACCCCCACCCCGACCGGUGCCUGCAGUGGAGCCCACCCCGACCAUCAACUCUGGCACGCGCGAGAGAGAGUACAUGCGCCUCGAUCGCUUGAUCAAGAGUGGUACAGUGAAUGCCACAGCCUAUCCUUCGAUGCAUGCCCUGGCCAAUGGCACGCACAAGGACCCAACAUUUACGGAGUAG